Molecule: messenger RNA, 2240 nt
Organism: Patiria miniata (bat star)
Lineage: Eukaryota; Metazoa; Echinodermata; Asteroidea; Valvatida; Asterinidae
Product: protein FAM177A1-like
Exons: 5
Coding region: 171-698 (175 amino acids)
Source: RefSeq, a predicted model, not a curated record
AAUUUUGCACCUGAAGUCCUUUUCCCCAAAUUGUAAUUUUAAUGUAAAACUUGCCAAACUGUUGGAACCAUGCUACGUCAUAUCAGUGUGAAUAAUCGCGUAUCGGAGCUCGGGUAAUUUCCUCCCGUGAUCGCCACUUGCGUUUUACAUUGUGUUGAUCAGUUUUUAACAUGGACGAAUCCGUGUUAUCACAGCCUAAGACAAGUGCUACUGCCAGUAUUCUUCUUCAAGAAGAACCGGCUAAGACAUCAGCAACCGCCCCUGAUAAUGUCACUGUGGGCAUUAGAAAACCCAAGCGAGUAAUCCACUUCAGUGAUGGGGUUGUUGAGGAAUACAGCUCUGAUGAAGAUGAUGAGUCUAAGAAGGCCCUGGCAGAACCAACAACUGACCCAAAAACAAUGACCUGGCUUCCAUAUCUGUGGUAUUACACAGUAGUAGCAGCCACAAAAACAGUAGGGGCUUGUGACUUCAUGGGUGAGAAGUUGGCCUACUUUCUUGGAAUCACCUCACCCAAGUACCAGUUUGCAAUCAAUGAAUAUAACAGAUUAAAUGAAGAGGAGAAGAAGGCAUUAGACCAAGAGCAAGAGGAGAAAGAAUGUCAGAGAGAGAGGAUUGCCAUGAUGCAAGCCAAUAGAGUGUAUGCAGAGACCACCGUGCCUUACUCUGCAGCCAAUCCAGGCCUCGGCACAGACCUGUAAAUGACCAAUAGUUGAAUAUGGAUCUGUGUAUAGAACAUCAUCUCAUUAUUGCCUUAUUUACAUGUAUGGCUACACUUAACAGUUUGUGCCUGCAUGUCCAUUGGUGAGCUCCCUGUCUAAGUAUGGGUUAUGGUGCAAGAAAAGACCUGUCAAUGCUGGAUGCCACUUACCAGCUUGCAUGUAGGCAUAGGUUUGUCAUCACCUGAAGAUAAUAUACCAUGCACAAUUUCAGACAGAGCGGUAGCCCUGCCACCCCCCCCCCCAACCCUUCUCCCAGCCCCACUCCCACCCCUACCCCCACCCCUACUGUACCUAUGCCCUAUACACACUCCAAACUAUGUUACCUAGCACAUCCCCCUACAUAUCUCAAAGAAUUCCUGAGUUUCUAGGAACACAAUGACCAACCCAAAAAGGGGGAGGGGGGUCCCCUCCGUCGCAUAUCUUGCUUCAAAUGAAAAAUAAGCCCAUAGUGGUUAUAUAUACAGACAUGUGCUUGCAGUCAUGUGGAGCUACCUGUGUGAUUAUUAACUUUCCAACAUUUACUCUUCAAGACUGAUAUUGACUGUCAUCCUUGACUUUCUCAUUGGGUCUAGCAUAUAGACCUUGAUAUGAACCACCGUGGCUAUGUUAUCAUGAGCAUGUACAGAUACUUAUAUGUCUGUCCAGAUUUCUAGGCAUUAAACAAAUCUAUUCAAUAUACAAGAUAUUUAUUCCAGAUAUAUGUAUUCGAGGUUUUACAAGAUGUUUCCUGUCAAACAUAUUUCAAAAACAGAUAAACAUAUUUCAGAAGGGUUUUGAGUCAACUCUUGACGGACAGAAAUACUUUCAAAAAGACUCAACUUUAUUUUUUAUAAACUGGUAUACAUGUAUUUAUACUUACUUUUCAGUUAGAAAUUUGACAACUGAAAGCAUUUUCUUCAAAAUCAAGAAAUUGUAAAGAUAUCCAUUCCAUGAUAUUUCCGCAUAACAAAAUAAUUUUAGUUGUAAUGUAUAAUUUGUACAUCUUGUGUUUCUGGUAAUGAUAAACUUUUGAUAUGAAUGUGAAUAUGAAACACUGUUGAAAAGUACAAUCAGUAAACAUUAUUUGGUAAUCACAUUAUGCAAGAUUAAUAUUGUAAUGAAUUUGUUGAUAAUUUUUUUUUUUUUUUUAAUUUGUUAAUUUUGGCACACUAUCUUGCGUUGAGAAAAUGUCAGAUUGUUUCCAUGUAAAUAUUGCUUCCUUAGCUUUCAGAAUCUUUUUAAGUGCAAUAGUGUCCAACACAUGCACAUUUUUGGGUUGACAUGUGCCUUAUUGCCUUUAUUUAAACUAUUUACCCAGAUUUGGAAGAAAUGCCACAUAUUUGUAGUCAUCCAUGUAGUUUUUGCCUUUGAUGUAUAUAUUUGUUACCUCGGUUUUGUGGGUGUCAUCAUAGUAAACCUUUGAAUAAGAAAUGUUUUGUGUCAACCCAGUAAAGUUGUGUGUCAUCAAGUUGAGAAUGAUUAACCCAGGAAAAUGAAAUAUGUUACAGUGUAAUUAAAACAACUUUGCAGUUUAUUAAUCAA